CACGUCUGUGGAAAGAGAAACCGAGUUAACAUUUGCUACAGAGACACUCAGAUUAGUAAAUAGUUGAGACCAACAGUAUUAAUGAAUUUAAGGGAAUCUAUGUAACCCCAUCAUCGAAGAAAAGUGGGUGUGUCGUUAGCUAAAAUUAUGUGCCGCCAGUUCCGAUUACGUCCCGAUCCGGAGUAUCGACAAUUCCUCCUUCCCCUUCCCCCGGUUGCUGCUCGACCCUCUGAGUUCUUCCAGCUGUUUAUAUAUUUUUUUGCUUUAUAUCCCAGAAUCUCAUUGCACCUCCAAUUCCGUCUUGUCUGAUUGUGAAGACAGACCAAUUGGAUAUUAAGGGAAUCGGGGACUAGGUGCUGCUGCGGAAAAGUGACGCUGUGUUGAAGGCCAGUCGUUAUAUUGUUUGAAUCACGAAGGUCCGAAUGAUCGGUUCUGGGGUCACCUUCCUGUAACGAAUCGAUAAUCUCUGCACCAUCGACUCUUCCUCUGAUUCGCUUCAGGCUGCUGCAGUCAUUUUAACUAUCUGACCUUUAUAUUUAGAAACAUGAUUUUAAAAAACAUCUCUGAGAGCAUAGCUUUACUGUUUAUGGGAGUUCACCACAAUUACGUAGAGCAGUGACGGUAGUUUCUAUGGUUCUGAGAUUGACUUCAUUGAUUACAAACCUGCUGGGACUUGUAGAGGUCGUGAAAGGCACUGCAACAAAAAAAACUGUUUGAUUGACGUCCCCUCUCCUCUUCCGAUUGGCUGUCUAUGUUCCCGGUUCCAAUUGACUGAGGCGAGGGUGGGCGUGAUCGGAAUCACAACAGAUGCGGAAGCCGCGCUGAGGUUGGAAACAUUCCGAUAGCAAGGAGUUGGGAGGAGAGCAGAGAAAGGAAUCAAAACAGCAGGAUUAAGAGCUGUAAGGAAUGUGAAUUUACAGGAAAACAAGGUCCUGUAACUCGCAAUUUAAUGGGACACCUACCGCCCCUCGUCCCCGCUGCACCGAAUCCGGAUUUCGAUGAAACGCAUUGGAAAUGGUGCGAGUAUACAACUGCCAUCCGUUUUCCUCCCAGUUCAUCGUCCCGGUUGAGCACGAACCUGAUACUUUCUGCAGUGGGAGAGAUAUUCUCUUCGUUAUAUCCGCUGGGUGUAAAGUAGAGACAUUUAACCUUGUCCAGGGCGGAUGUGACCCCCUCUGCACGUUCGCCACUCUCGGGAAAGUCCAGAAAAUAACAUUCAGCGACAUAGGAGAUUACCUUGCUGCAAUCGAAGAGAAGAACAAGAUUCUUUCCCUCCGUGUCUACUUAAACUGGAGAAGAUGCCAAGCGAAGAGGUCCCCGCGAGUCAGCAUCCGAAUGGUGGGACAUGCGUUGCAAGCCCCGUUUAUUGGAGCACCCAAGGAUCAAAUGGAAAUCAUAGAAGUGCCCCUUUCGGAGCCCCCCAUUUCCAUUUGCUGCUGCCCUGUGAAGGGGGAUCUAGUGGUUGGGUGUCAAAACAAAGUGGUGCUGUUCCGCUUGAAGGAAAGGAUGGUGGACGGUGACAGUCCUGUGUUAGACUUCGAGCGAUUCUUGAUCGUGCACGUCCAUCUGGAUUUGCUGGAAGUGGCCUUCUGUCGCGGAUGUGUGGCCGUGGUGACGGACCUGGAAGUGCUGGUGCUGAAACUGGAGAACGCCCAACAAGAGGAGGGCAAGAGCCAGCCGGAGAACCCCCCGAAAAUGGCGCUGGUCACCCCAGAUGAAGGGGGAAACGAGCCUGCAGAAGCACCUCUGAGCCAAGAGCAGGAUGAUUUUGUCCUCUUCCAAGGCUCUUUGGAACUGCUUGGUGAAGAUGCUUCAGGAUCGGGAGUGUCGAUCAGUUUGGAAUGGACCGGUGUGGAGGCUUUGAACGCUGAGCUGCAGGAUAGUUUACAUCUCCGGCAAGUUCUCUACCGGCGUUUUGCACCAGAUUUAUCCCAUAUUUACUUGGAUGAGAAAACAUCACUGCACUCCUUACAGCUGCUCCCAAUAUUUUCUGCAGGAGACUUGGAACCAAACGGUUCUCCGGGGAGGAAGGAGAGGCAAAUGCUCAGCCUGUUCUGUUUCUUUUCGUUGCCGCACACAGGCUACCUGUACUCUGUUGGCAAUAUGGUGCAGGAGCUCUCCACCUACAGUUACCCAGAGAAGGCGAAGCAAGCAAUGCUGAGUUCCCAGCUCUUGCAUGUCAUCACCAGGAAUCACUUGCUGUGUUACAGUGUCAGAUGCAGUGCAGUAGCUGCUCGAGAUAUUGAUCCUGAAAUUGACACUAAUAACAAGGCCUGUCCACCAUUCUUCCUGCCUGUGUCUGCCCUGCGUAUGCAACUCUUUAUCGGGUUGAGAGCUGUGUGCCAUUCCAGGAACCACCUAAUACUGCUGUCCAAAGCAGAAUUCAACGCACAAAGCAGACAGAAUGAAUCCAGUAAAGGAUCACUCCAAAGAUCCAGGACUCUGAAUAAUACGCCACCAGUUAUUAAGGAAUGUGGCUGGAAUUUAUACUGCUUGCAGGUGAUUCCAACAGUUCAGCUGUGCAAAGAGAUGGUGGAGUACAGCUUGAAGUACAAGACCUGCAGUCCACAGAGUUACGUCCACUUGCUGAGUGAAGCACACCUCAUGCUAAAGGCUGCUCUCCUGGAUCCCGACCUCGGCCAGUGUGACAGCCCCGAACUACUCUCCGCUUUCCGAGAGAACUGCAUCCAGUUGGGAGACUGUUUUAGUCAGUUUGAGAUGGAUGAUUUUCACCUCACUCUCCCCUACUAUAAGAUGUCGGGCAAGUCAUUGAGUGAACUAAUCAGCAGGAUGCUUGUCUGGGAAAAUGAACCUCAGAAGUUUGGAAAAGGAUUUAUGUACUACUUGAAGCACUUAGUCUAUGAGGAAAUUGAAGAGCCGCUCAGUGCAGAAACGGCAAACCAAGUGUUGCAGGUAUUCAAGCUGUCAGAACCAACCCAAAUUCCCCACGCCGUGUGCAGCCCGUGCAUGAGAAACGUGUGCCUGAGGACGGCAUGGGACCAUCUGGAAAGGCUGGCCUCCAUCAGCCCGUCGCCCCUGGUGACGUUGACCAAAGCAUUGGUGGCGUUAAGAAUUGAAGACCAGCAGAAAUACCAGAUGGCCAUGAGGCGAUACACAGAGAUGAGGUUGAUUAAUGGAUUUGUGGACGAACCAAAUCUCCUGCGGUAUCAUGGCGUUGUGGCAACUGAACUGUCCCAUGAGCUGGAGAAGACCCAACCGGGCCUCCUGGUGGUUGCAUUUGUAGCUCUACUGAGAAGUAACAAAGUCACCCUUGAGGAGGCUGAACUAUUCUUCAAGGGACUCUGUGGUAAGAGUGACAAAGACAAUGUGGCAGAGAAUCCACAGGUGCUGGUUGACUUCUGGGAAGCGGCAUUGAUAUCCUGCACCGACGAUGUGUUGAUCGAAGUCCUUCUGAUGAAGCUGGUGUCCGUGUACCUCCACAGGACAGCCCAGAGGAUAAAGCCCGACCAGAAACCACUGAAAACAGUGGAUGAACUGAUCAGUUCAUGUGGUCAUUUUGGGAAGAUUUUCCCCUGGAUCCAUACUAUCAAUGCCUCCAACUCUGAACCACUUGGUCCUUCAGAAGAUCUGCAGAAACUGCAGUCCAUUCUGUGUGGUUCUUCAAUCGAAAUAACUUCUGUUCUUCACCUUCUGCAACACCUGCCUGAUGAUGACCUGACAGCACUAAGUAUCUAUGCAUUGUGUGACACCAGACUGGGCAAAUGUGAGCAUGUAACUGACCUUCUCCUCGACCGAUGCCCUGAAGCGCUUCUACCAUUUGCCACCUGUGAGAUGCAGCAAGGGAAUCAGCCUCUGUGGUGGAAGAAACUGCUGCCUGAACUUUGCAGGCGAAUAAGAGGAACUGGAAGAGAAAAUAAAAUCCUGGUGUCUUCACUGCAGGAGACCCUGAUGGUGGUAGCUGCCAUUCUCCCACCCCUGGAUUUUCUGAGAGUGCUGCCAGACGAUGGUGUUGCUUCAUUUUUCCUACCUUACCUUCUGGAAUGCAGCAGGAAGAACUCAAUCACGUGACUGGCAGCGUGCAGUGGGCAGCGGGCGGCUGUGCUGUGUGUUCUUGGGAGCUCGGGAGGGAGCGGCGUUAUUGUGCCUUGAUUCCUGCGCAGCAUGCAACUGCAGCCCGAUGCAAGUGUGGACCGGAAUUGCGAAGGUCAACAAAACACUAUCGUAGGAAAACCUGGCAGGAAACUUGGCCCCAUGGAGUCACGGCAGUGCACGUUUAGAAACCACACACCUGGGAGCAGAAACUCACACCAACGCGGCUGACUGUAGCUAACACACUCUUGUGACAAUUCCCACCAUUCCUACAGCAGUAUUACUGAGCACUUGAGUGUAAGGGUUCAUGUGUGAGCUUCUCUGGGAUUUCUCCUGACUGAUUAGCGUGUCUACUCAGUCAUUUAUCGGAAGUAGGUUUUCUUUGAGUUUUCAGAAACUUUCCUUGAAUUUGCCCUAAUAUUAUCCACAAUGCUGAAACCCGGUUGCUAGAUGUCAGACCACCUGUUUCUGAAAAGCUGGAAUAACAAAUCUAUUACUACUUUGCUUCAUAAGGUUACUUCCCUAUUCCUGCUUGUCUAACUACAGACCUAUGUCCCUGUCUGAGAGGGUUAUUUACAUUCCAGUGACCUGUACAAUAAUUGAACCACUGAGACUCUCUUCACCUUCUGUAUAUUUAACCAAUUAUUUAUUUAUGCUGUUGAUAUUUCACAUCAUAUUGACAGGGGUGUCAGAGAUUGAAUCUGUUUUGAACCAUUACCCUUUUAGCCAAAGAGCCACAAAUAUUUUUUUUUAGGUUAGGACAAUGGUAAUACUAUUAAAUUUUACUUUACUGGUUUUGCACUCAUCUAAUCAUGAUGGACUAAUUAGUUCACAAACUUGUUUCCCAGAUGAAUGUUGAGAAGAGAGUGCAAUAAAAUUCAAUAAUGAAACUUUUCAAGCUGAAUGCUUUCCAAGUUCAAGUUUAUUGUCACCUGACUGUACAUAAAUACAACCAAAUGAAACAACUUUCCUCCAGAAAGUGGUGCACCUGCAAAACAUACAUCACACACAGUGCAUUAACCAAAAUAUUACCAUAAAAAAUUAAUGAAAUAUAAUCCAAAAUGCACGUAGUGUGCAGUGCGGUAAAGAGCUCGCUGUCCUGGUGAUGAGACCUUGCUGGUGACAGGGUUUUCAUUAGUCUCUCAACCUGAGGGAAGAAGCUGUUACCCAGUCUAGCAGUCCUAAUCCAGAUGCUUCUGUGCCCCCUUCCUGACGGUAGUUGGUCGAAGAGAUUGUGGGAUGGAUUGUAGGGAUCCUCAACAAUGCUUUGGGUCCUUUGUCCGCAGCCUUCAAAGUAAAUAUCAAAAAUGGGGGGAAGAAGGCCCCAAUGAUUCUCUCAGCAGUUUUUACUAUCCUCUAUAGGGUCUUGCAGUCCGAUCCUUGCAGUUUCUGUGCCACACAACGAUGCAGACUGACAGGGCACUCUUGAUAAUGCUCCUGUAGAAAGUUAUUAGAAUUUGGGGGUGUGGAGGUUUACCCACCUCAAUCUCUUCAAAGCAUGGAUGCUGCUGUACCUUCCUGAGGAGGUGUCGUGGGUUCAGGUCAGGUUGUCCGUUAUGUGCACGUCACGGGACUUUGGCUCUGUUGCGGAAAGAGUAAACAGCGUAGUGAUGUGUAGUGAGAGUAGUCAACCCAUGCCUUCCUGAAGACCCCGAUCAUCUCUUUUGUCUUGUCCAUAUUGAGACUCGGGUUUGAUAAGCCACUUUACCUCCUUGUGCUGACUCAUAAUUGUUGCUGAUGAGGCCAACUACAGUCAUAGAAAAGUCCAGCACAGAAACAGGCCCAUCAGCCCAUCUAGCGCAUGCCAAGCCAUUUAAGCUGCCUACUCCCAUCGGCCCACACUGGGACCAUAGCCCUCCAUACCCCUACCAUCAAUGUUCUCAUCAACACUUCUCUUAAAUGUUGAAAUCAAGAUUGCAUGUGCUACUUGUGCUGGCAGCUCGUUCCACACUGAUGACCCUCUGAGUGAAGAAGUUUCACCUCAUGUUCCCCUUAAACUUUUCAUCUAUCACACUUAACCCAUGACCUCUAGUUUCAGUCCCACCCAAUCUCAGUGGAAAAAGCCUGCUUGAAUUUAUCCUAUCUAUACCCCUCAUAAUUUUGUAUACCUCUAUUAAAUGCCCUCUCUAUCUUUUAUGUGCCAAGAAAUAAAGUCCAAACCUAUUCAAUCUUCCCUUAUAACUCAGGUCCUCCAGACCUGGUGACAUGAUUGUAAAUUUUCUCCAUAUUCUUUCAACCUCAUUUGCAUCUUUCCUGUAGGUAGGUGAUUAACACUGCACAGAAUAUUCCAAAUUAGACCUCACCAAUGUCUUAUAGAACUUAAACAUAACAUCUAACUUCCUGUACUCAAUAUUUUGAUUUAUGAAGGCCAAAAUGCCAAAAGCUUUCUUUACCACCCUAUCAACCUGUGACAGUACUUUCAGAGAAUUAUGUUCCUGCAUUUCCAGAUCCCUUUGUUCUACCACACUCCUCAGUACCCUAUCAUUCUCUGUGUAAAACCUACCCUGGUUGGUCCUACCUAUAUGCCUAGCACUUGUCUGUGUUGAAUUCCAUCUGUCAUCUUUCAGCCUGUUUUUCCAGGUGUUCCAAAUCCCACUGCAAGUCAUGGUAGUCUACCUCAAUGUCCACCACACCCCCAAUCUUGGUGUCAUCUGCCAAUUUGCUGAUCCAGUUUACCACAUUAACAUCAAGAUUGUUGAUAUGGUUGUCAAAUAACAACAGACCUAGCACCAAUCCCUGUGGCACACCUCUAGUCACAGGCCUCCAGUCAGAGGGGAAACCAUCUGCUACCACUCCUCGGCUUCUCCCACAAGGCCGAUGUUUAAUCCAAUUUACUACCUCAUUUUGAAUGCCGUGUGACUGAACCUUCUUAACUAACCUCCCAUGCAGGAUCUUGGCAAAUGUCAUGCAGAUACCAUCCACUAACUUGCCUUCAUCAACUUUCCUGAUUGGUUAGACACGGCCUGUCGGCCUACCACAUACAAGGCCUUGCCUGUCUAUCCUUAAUCAGUCCAUGUUCUAUCCAAAUACUCAUAUAUUCAAUCCCUUAGAAUACCUUCCAAUAACUUUCCCACUACAGAUGUCAGGCUCACCGGUCUACAAUUUCCUGGUUUAUUUUCAGAGCCUUUCUUAACAGCAGAACAACAUUGGCUACCCUCCAACCCGCUGGCAUAUUACCUGUCGCUAAGGAUGAUUUAAAUAUCUUUGCUAGGGCCCCAGCAAUUUCUGCACUUGUCUCCCGCAACAUUCGAAGGAACACCUUGUCUGGCCCUGAGGAUAUAUCCACCCUAAUUUGCCUCACGACAGUGAACACCAUCUCCUGUGUAAAGUCUGUCUAGAGUCAUGAAGUUGAUGCCAUUUUGCCUUACUACUAUAGACUCAGUGUCCAUCUCCUGAGUAAAUAGAGAUGCAAAAAAAAUCAAGCAACACACAUCAAAGUUGCUGGUGAACGCAGCAGGCCAGGCAGCAUCUCUAGGAGGAGGUACAGUCGACGUUUCAGGCCAGACCUAUCUUCUUGCAUAUUUACUUUGAAACAAAUGGCAUUGUGAUCAUACCUUUCUUAUUCUUCAGUUCCAUCCAUAGCACCUCACUGGAUUAGUUCUCCAGUCUGUUCUGAUUGAGUACUGCCAUGAUGUUUUUCUUGACUAGUAAUGUCACCGUCCUCCUUUAAUCCCUUCUGCUUUGUCAAUUCUACAACAAUGGGACCCUGGAACAUUGAGCUGUCCCUCCUGCAACCAUAAUGGCUAUAAUAUCAUAAUUCCAGGAGUUGAUCCAUACCCUGAUCUCAUCUGCCUUUCCUAUGAUACUUCUCGCAUUGAAAUAUGCGCAGCUCGGCACAUUAGUCACAGCAUGCAAAACCUUUUAAUUCCUGACUUUGUGUGAGGACUUAAAAACAUCUGUCUCCACAACCUGGCACUCUGGUUCCUAUCCCCCUGCAACUCUAGAUUAGACCCCACCGUGCAGCACUAGCAAACCUUCCUGCUAGGCUAUUAGUCCCCUUCCAGCUCAGGUGCAAACCAUCUCUUCUGUACAGGUCCCUCCUUCCCUGGAAGAGAGACCAAAGAUCCUAAAAUCUUAUGCUGUCCUUCCUUCCCCAGUGCCAUCAGUGAACUUGGUGCAGUUUGAGCUGGGAUUGGCAGUGCACUCAUCAGUCAGCAGUGUGAAGAUCGGGGAGCUGAGCACACGGCCCUGGGAGGCACCUGUGCUCAACAUGAAACAGUUGAGAUGUUGCUGCCAACUCAGACUGAUUAGGGUCCUUCCAUCAAGAAAUCCAAGAUCCAGUUAGAGAUAAGGGUGCUGAGUCACCCCUCAGAGGUCCCUGAGGAAAUUACCAUGUCAAAUGCCGAACCGAAGUUGAUGAACAACAUCCUGAUGUAUGAGGUAUCAUCUUCUAGAUCAGACAGAGCGGAGCGGAGGGCUGAGGCUAAAGCAUCAUCAUUGGACUGGUUUGAAUGGUAGACGAACUGGAAAGGGUCCUAUGUCACAGGAACGUGGGAAUUUAUACCACCCAUUAUUAUCUGCUCAAAGCACUUCAUCCCGGGAUCAAUAAAGUAUGACUAUGACUAUGACUUCAUGAUUGUUGGAAGUCAGUGCCGCCGGGGGUGGUAAUUGUUCAGGCCAGUUAUUGUUGCUGUCUUGGGCACUGGAAUAAUAGUGGCUGCCUUGAAGCCUGCAGGGGCAGUGGACUGUUUUAAAGAGAUACAAAAGAUAUCCAUUAAGCCCUCUAUUAGCUGGGUCACACAAUCCCUCAGCAUCUAACCAGGUACCUGUUGUUGUACUCCCCACGGCUUUGCAUGGCUUUACCCUGGCUAGGGUCCUCCUCACCUUAGCUACAGUCAGACAGGGUGCCUGUUCCCCAGGGGUGCAGGGGGCUUUUCUCGAUAUCACAUCGUUCAAUGCAUCAAAUCGUGCAUAGAAGGCGUGCAGUUUAUCAGAAAGGGGUGGACUUCUACUUGGCAAUUGUUUGUAUACCUUGCCUCAUGUGCCCUGUGCCCUUGGUGUCACGAAAGUGCCCGUGAAUUUUCUGUGAGUACUCUCACUUUUCCUUAUGACAUGUGAGAAUGCGGCUCUUGUUGACCUUAGAAUCGUCCAAUCCAUAAGACCAUAAGAGAUCGGAGCAGAAUUAGGCCUUCUGGCCCAUUGAGUCUGCUCCACUAUUCAAUCAUAACUGAUCCUUUUUACUAUCUCCUCCUCAACCCUAGUUUCUGGUCUUCUCCCCAUAACCUUUGAUGCCAUGUCCAAUCAAGAACCUGUCAAUCCCUGCCUUAAAUACAUCCAAUGACCUGGCCUCCACAGUUGCACGUGGCAACAAAUUCCACAAACUCACCACCCUUUGACUAAAGAAAUUUCUCCGCAUCUCUGUUUUGAAAGGGCACCCUUCUAUCCUGAGGCUGUGCCCUCUUAUCCUAAGCUCUCCCACCAUGGGAAACAUCCUUAUCACAUCUACUCUGGCUAAUCCACCUAUCUGAAGCAGCAUCUAGAUCACUGAGUAGUGCACGAAACUCGGCACAGUCAGCCGUGGCCUCGGGUUUGCCCUAGGAGUAUAGCCUUUAAUCGCAGUAACAUGAUCCUUGUGUUUCCAGGGGUGAGUGGCGGAAGUAUACACGGUAUUGGUGCAUAAAAACCAUUUACACAGGCAUAUGGACAUGCAGAAAAUGGAGGGAUGUGGAUCAUGUGCAGCCAGAUAGGUUUAGUUCGAUGUCAGAAUCAAGUGUACUAUCACAGCGCCUCUUUCAUCUCAGACAGUUGGAGAAAUUCAGCAUAAGUCCCCAAAUCCCAAAGACUCUCUAUAGGGGCACAACUGAGAGCAUCCUGACUGGCUGCAUCACAGCCCCAUAUAGCAACUGUACUUCCCUCAAUCGCAAGACUCUGCAGAGAGUGGUGCGGACAGCCCAGCACAUCUGUAGAUGUGAACUUCCCACUAUUCAGGACAUUUACAAAGACUGGUGUGUAAAAAGGGCCCGAAGGAUCAUUGGGGACCCGAGUCACCCCAACCACAAACUGUUCCAGCUGCUACCGUCCGGGAAAUGGUACAGCAGCAUAAAAGCCAGAACCAACAAGCUCCGGGACAGCUUCUUCCACCAGGCCAUCAGACCGACUUCACGCUGGCACAAUUGUAUUUCUAAGCUAUAUUGACCGUUCUGUUGUAUGUCUUACUGUACAUACUAUUUAUUACAAAUUACUAUAAUUUGCACAUUGCACAUUCAGACAGAGACAUAACAUAAAGAUUUUUACUGGUGUAUGUGAAGGAUGUAAGAAAUAAAGUCAAUUCAGUUCAAUUGUUGUUUCAUGGCAGCAGUACUGUGCAAUACAUAAAAAUAUACUAUAAAUAUAUAUAUCAAAUUAAACAUCCAAUUAACUAAGUAGUGCAUAAAGAGAUGGUGUUCAUGGGUUCAUUGUCCAUUCAGAAACCUAAUAGGAAACCAAUCGGAGCUGGUGGUAGACCUGAGGAGAGCUAAGGCACCGGUGACCCCUGUUUCCAUCCAGGGGGUCAGUGUGGACAUGGUGGAGGAUUACAAAUACCUGGGGAUACGAAUUGACAAUAAACUGGACUGGUCAAAGAACACUGAGGCUGUCUACAAGAAGGGUCAGAGCCGUCUCUAUUUCCUGAGGAGACUGAGGUCCUUUAACAUCUGCCGGAUGAUGCUGAGGAUGUUCUACGAGUCUGUGGUGGCCAGUGUGAUCAUGUUUGCUGUUGUGUGCUGGGGCAGCAGACUGAGGGUAGCAGACACCAACAGAAUCAACAAACUCAUUUAUAAGGCCAGUGAUGUGGGGAUGGAACUGGACUCUCUGACGGUGGUGUCUGAAAAGAGGAUGCUGUCCAAGUUGCAUGCCAUCUUGGACAAUGUCUCCCAUCCACUACAUGAUGUACUAGUUGGGCACAGGAGUACAUUCAGCCAGAGACUCAUUCCACCGAGAUUCAACACAGAGCGUCAUAGGAAGUCAUUCCUGCCUGUGGCCAUCAAACUUUACAACUCCUCCCUUGGAGGGUCAGACACCCUGAGCCAAUAGGCUGGUCCUGGACUUAUUUCCUGGCAUAAUUUACAUAUUACUAUUUAAUUAUUUAUGGUUUUAUUACUAUUUAAUUAUUUAUGGUGCAACUGUAACAAAAACCAAUUUCCACUGGGAUCAAUAAAGUAUGACUAUGACUACGACUAUUGACAGAGGAGAAGAAGCUGUUCCUAAAUGUUGAGUGUGUGUCUUCGGGCUCCUCUACCUCCUCUCUGAUGGCAGCAAUGAGAAGAGAGCAUGUCCUGGGAGGUUGGGGUCCUUAAUGAUCGAUGCCAAAUUUUUGAGGCACCGUGCUCGGUACCAACAUCAUAGGCCAAAGGGCCUAUUCCUGUGUGGUAGGGUUCUAUUUUCACCACUUCCUCAAACAGUCCUGCCAGACACAACAAACUAUGUAUUAAAACCCACAGCUCUGUUUUCACACUCCAGGGAGAGGGUAACAU
This is a messenger RNA of Mobula hypostoma (lesser devil ray), 11501 nucleotides long. RefSeq names its product HPS3 biogenesis of lysosomal organelles complex 2 subunit 1 (gene hps3). The record is from RefSeq and is a predicted model, not a curated record. Gene Ontology annotation, cellular component: cytoplasm. Lineage: Eukaryota; Metazoa; Chordata; Chondrichthyes; Myliobatiformes; Myliobatidae. Gene Ontology annotation, biological process: organelle organization. The coding region runs from base 1015 to 4029 and encodes 1004 amino acids. The transcript has 18 exons.